AUGAUACCAAUUACAGAAAAUAACAAUAAUAAAAAUAAAGAAUUAAAUGUAGAGUUUUUUAAAGAUAAAGAAAAUAAAUUAAAUGUUAAAAUUAUAACAGAAAGAUUAUUAAUUAGAAAUGUUACAAGCGAUAUAGAGGAUAGAAAGAAAUUUCAUAAACUUUUAACAGAUCCAAUCAAUACUAAAAAGUAUGGUUUUGGUGUUCAAACUAUUGACCAAAUUGAUAAAGAAUAUAAUGAAUGGUUGGAAUGCUGGGAAAAUAAUGACCCAUGUGGUGGAUUAAUGGUAUUUUUAAAAGAAACUAACGAAUUUAUAGGUCAUGUUAUGUUAAUGCAUGGAAAAGUUCCGGGAGAAGCUGAGAUUGCUAUCAUUCUCGACAAAGACUAUCAAGGUAAACAAUAUGGCACCGAAAUGAUACACUCAAUGGUCCAACAAUAUUCAUUAGCUAUUAUCAAUGAAGGUUUAUUAGUUUUAGGUAAACCAUUAUACACUCUAUAUGCCACCGCUCGUGUUGAUAAUCAUGGUUCAAUGAAAAUCAUUCAAAAAGCCGGUUUAGUUUAUUACCAUCAAGAGGUUUUAUAUGGAUUUUUAAGAAAUUUUUAUAGAUUAAAUUUAUAA
Dictyostelium purpureum is the source of this 618-nucleotide messenger RNA. RefSeq lists its product as uncharacterized. Lineage: Eukaryota; Evosea; Eumycetozoa; Dictyosteliales; Dictyosteliaceae. The transcript has a single exon. Gene Ontology annotation, molecular function: acyltransferase activity, transferring groups other than amino-acyl groups. Bases 1 to 618 code for a protein of 205 amino acids. The record is from RefSeq and is a predicted model, not a curated record.